CGCGCGGAAUUCGGUUCUUCUAAUCAUACGUCCUGUUCGCGGGAAAAAAAUCACACAGGCAGCAACAAGAGGGGGAGAAAAGUGGCGACCAGUUAACAAUCGGAUAAAGUUGUUAGUAUAAAUAUCAGAUCGUCUGUCUUUGGAGUAUGGGGAUGUUUUUCCGCUCUAUUGUUGACAGAGGAGUGGGCAGACGGAGGCAGAAUGCCUUCCCUGCAGAUCCUUGUUCCAGGAUCCCUUUGACCUCACUGCUGGAAGGCUACCAGUGCGUCCGGCACGACGAGCACAUCUCAUAUGGGAACACCGGUGAUCCUGUGCCACCUUUUGGCCUGGCGUUCUCCUCAGCUGCAGACAUGCAAAACGUCCUUGCAGCAGCUAAUGAAGAAGGCGUUGUUAGGAUAUAUGACACAGAAAGUCGGGAAAACCCUCUACUUAAAGAAUGGCUGGCUCAUGAGAACGCAGUCUUUGACAUUGCCUGGGUGCCAGGAGAGCCACAGCUGGUGACCGCUGCAGGGGACCAGAUGGCCAGGCUGUGGGACGUGAAGUCGGGGGAACCGUUGGGAAGCUUUAAAGGCCACCUUUGCACCCUGAAGUCUGUUGCAUUCGCACCAGGAGAAAAAGCUGUUUUCUGCACGGGGGGCAGAGAUGGAAAUAUUAUGGUCUGGGACAUCAGGUGCAGCCAGAAAGAUGGAUUUUACAGGCAGGUGAAACAGAUCAGCGGUGCUCACAAUAAAUCGGAGACCAAUCGUCCCUCUAAGACGAAGAGAAGAGGGAGCAGCAUGCGUGGUAUGGCUCCCAGCGUGGAUACCCAGCAGAGUGUAACAGUGGUUUUAUUUCGGGAUCAACAUACCCUCCUCUCCUCUGGUGCUGUUGAUGGGGUUAUAAAGAUGUGGGAUUUGAGGAAGAACUACACAGUGUACCGUCAGGACCCUGUGCCUAUGCAGAUCUAUCCAUAUGCAGGCUCCUCCACUCGGAUGAGACUCGGUUAUUCUGGACUUGUUUUGGACUCCUCCAGGUCCAACAUCAUGUGUAACUGCACAGAUGACAGCAUUUACAUGUUCAACGUCUGCGGAAUAAAGACGACUCCAGUUGCUGUUUUCAGUGGACACCAAAACUCCUCCUUCUAUGUCAAGUCUACGAUCAGCCCUGAUGACCAGUUCUUAGCCAGCGGAUCCAGUGACAAUCACACGUACAUUUGGAAGAUCUCUGAACCUCAACAUCCCCCUGUGAUCCUCCAGGGUCACAGUGAGGAAGUGACCUCUGUCACAUGGUGCCCGACAGAUUUCACAAAAAUUGCUUCCUGCUCCGAUGACCACACUAUACGGAUCUGGAGGCUUCAGCGUAAAACGGAUGUGGCGCACUCAUCAGUGGGCGAAGCCAACCUCGUAGGCUGGGCACGUCCUGGAUCUCCCACAGUGCCCUCGGUCACAGCAGCAACACCCCCUUCAAAGACCCAGAGGACGCAGAUUCUUGACGGCAUGGCAUCGCCGCAGUUGGCUGCCUGCGCCCCUAACAGCGCCGCCCUGCCUCUACCCUCCAGCACCGCAUCACCAAACCGUUCCACACCAGUUCCCGCUCACCAGAGACCCCCAGCUUCUAUCCAGCAGUGGUUAUCCCCAACUCAUGGAGCUCAGAGUCGGGUUGGCGCCACCACUCCAACACAACAGACGUUAAGGCAGUGUCGUCUGAGCCCCACAAGCAGCGCCACCCCCACGGGGCGACGGGCUAAACGCAGGCUGGAAACAGAUGAGAGCUCACCUUCCUGCUCCGAGGACGUCGCCCCGCGUCAGUGUGAUUCAGAACUCCACCCCGAAGCUAAGAGGAGUCGCAUCCUGUCGGAUGUGUGUUACCCUGCUCAGGAGAGCUCGGCGCAGACAGAUGAUCAUACCGCUGAGAGUGAACCAGUUACCUCACGGCAGACUGGGAAGGAGAACUGUUCUCCCAGCGCAAGGAACUGGUUGUCAGAAAUUGGUCAAAAGAUGAAAAAAAGUCAAGGAAGUCCCAGUUCUCAUAAGAAACAAGACAGGAAGACACACACUUCACCAGUGCUCCAUUCACCAAAAACUGUAAAAAUCUCUACAUUUUUUCAAAAAAGGCAACAGGAAUGAUCUGCUACAGCCACGGAGAUGCCACAUCUUAUUAUAAUCUGGUUGCACAGGAAUUGAUGAAACACAGAUUUUUCUUCCAAUCGUGUUACGUUAUGUUUUUGAAGCCUUUUUCCAGUUUACUCUCAGCUCCAAAUAUCUCAUCGUCUCAGAAAUGUUGCAGGUUGAUAAAUUUGCCAGUUUACUUAACUGUAAGAAUUUCCAUAGAUGUUUUGGCUGCUGCUAAAAGAUCAGAUUUGAUUUGUUGAAAACCCUUCAAAGCUAUUCCUGCUGAUUCUUCCAGAGAGGUUUACUUCUGUAUAU
Molecule: messenger RNA, 2405 nt
Organism: Cyprinodon variegatus (sheepshead minnow)
Lineage: Eukaryota; Metazoa; Chordata; Actinopteri; Cyprinodontiformes; Cyprinodontidae
Gene: dtl
Product: denticleless E3 ubiquitin protein ligase homolog (Drosophila)
Exons: 15
Coding region: 147-2105 (652 amino acids)
Biological process (GO): proteasome-mediated ubiquitin-dependent protein catabolic process; mitotic G2 DNA damage checkpoint signaling
Cellular component (GO): nucleus
Molecular function (GO): protein-macromolecule adaptor activity; protein binding
Source: RefSeq, a predicted model, not a curated record